CAUUUUAGUUUGAACGGCUGCUGCAGAGCUUACAAAGGAGGGAGGUAGUCGUGUGAUAAAUUAGAUUCUUGAUUAAACCUUCUAAUAUGUUAUUAAGGCACAUUUAGCCAGUGUAGUCUGUUUUCUAGUUGCACUGUAAUCGAUUAAGCUAACAAUGGCUACGGAAGGAGCUCCCGACCAGGCUGCUGAGUACAUCCCAGAGAAGGUGAAAAAGGCAGAGAAGAAAUUGGAAGAAAACCCUUAUGACCUGGACGCAUGGAGCAUUCUGAUUCGAGAAGCACAGAACCAACCUAUAGAUAAAGCAAGGAAGACCUAUGAGCGACUUGUUGCCCAGUUUCCAAGUUCGGGAAGGUUCUGGAAACUGUACAUAGAGGCUGAGGUAAAAGCUAAAAAUUAUGACAAAGUUGAAAAGUUAUUUCAGAGGUGCUUGAUGAAGGUACUGCACAUCGACUUAUGGAAGUGCUACCUGUCCUAUGUGAGAGAAACCAAAGGAAAGCUGCCCAGCUACAAAGAGAAAAUGGCACAGGCGUAUGAUUUUGCACUGGACAAAAUUGGAAUGGAAAUCAUGUCGUACCAGAUCUGGGUGGACUACAUCAACUUCUUAAAAGGAGUUGAAGCUGUUGGCUCGUAUGCUGAGAACCAGCGCAUCACUGCUGUACGGAGGGUUUACCAGAGAGGCUGCGUCAACCCCAUGAUCAACAUCGAGCAACUGUGGCGGGACUACAGUAAAUAUGAAGAGGGUAUCAACGUGCACCUUGCAAAGAAGAUGAUUGAGGAUCGCAGCAGAGACUACAUGAAUGCCAGGAGGGUGGCAAAGGAGUACGAGACGGUGAUGAAGGGCCUGGACAGGAACGCUCCGUCGGUGCCGCCCCAGAACUCCCCUCAGGAGGCCCAGCAGGUGGAGAUGUGGAAGAAGUACAUCCAGUGGGAGAAGAGCAACCCCCUCCGCACGGAGGACCAGACACUCAUCACCAAGAGAGUCAUGUUUGCCUAUGAGCAGUGCCUGUUGGUGCUGGGCCACCAUCCCGACGUGUGGUACGAGGCUGCCCAGUACCUGGAGCAGUCCAGCAAGCUGCUGGCAGAGAAAGGGGACAUGAACAACGCCAAGCUGUUCAGUGACGAGGCGGCCAACAUUUACGAGCGCGCCAUAGGAACCCUGCUGAAGAAGAACAUGCUGCUCUACUUCGCCUUCGCUGACUACGAGGAGAGUCGAAUGAAGUAUGAAAAGGUGCACAGCAUCUAUAAUCGUCUGCUGGCAAUAGAGGAUAUUGAUCCCACGCUGGUUUACAUUCAGUACAUUAAGUUUGCCAGGAGGGCAGAGGGUAUUAAGAUGGGCCGCACCAUCUUCAAGAAGGCCAGAGAGGAUGCUCGUACGCGGCACCAUGUCUAUGUGACCGCUGCCCUGAUGGAGUACUACUGCAGCAAGGAUAAAUCCGUGGCCUUUAAGAUUUUUGAGCUUGGCUUGAAGAAGUAUGGGGACAUACCGGAGUACAUCCUUGCCUACAUUGAUUACCUCUCUCAUCUCAAUGAGGACAACAACACAAGAGUGCUAUUUGAGCGGGUGCUGACCUCAGGCAGCUUGUCACCGGAGAAGUCUGGUGAGAUCUGGGCGCGCUUCCUGGCGUUCGAGAGCAACAUCGGCGACCUGGCCAGUAUCCUGAAGGUGGAGCGUCGACGCUUCACGGCCUUCAAGGACGAGUACGAGGGCAAGGAGACGGCCCUGCUGGUGGACCGCUACAAGUUCAUGGACCUCUACCCCUGCUCCGCCUCCGAGCUCAAGGCCCUCGGAUACAAGGAUGUGUCCCGUGCCAAGCUGGCCUCCCUGCUCCCGGAGACGGUGGUGGUACAGUCGACCCCCACGCAGAAGGACGAGGCGGACCGCAAGCCCGAGUACCCCAAACCAGACACCAACCAGAUGAUCCCCUACCAGCCGCGGCACCUGGCCCCCCCUGGCCUGCACCCCGUCCCUGGAGGAGUGUUCCCCGUGCCCCCCGCCGCAGUCGUCCUCAUGAAGCUACUGCCCCCACCCAACAGCUUCUCGGGUCCGUUUGUGCAGGUGGAGGAGCUAAUGGAGCAGUUCAGGAGAUGCACACUUCCAGAGACUGUUGAUGCGGCCGUGGAGCUGAUUACGGGCCGGCAGCCGGAGGCGGCGAGCGAGGGCAACGGGCCGAUGGAGAACCACGCCAUGGCCAACAAGUCCCUGAAGAGGCCCAACGCAGACUCGGACGAGGAGGAAGACAAGGGAGCCGUGGCGCCGCCUGUACACGACAUCUACCGCGCACGCCAGCAGAAGAGGAUCCGGUGAACACACCACAGAAACAUCAUGCUGAACACACACACACACACACACACACACACACACACACACACACACACACACACACACACACACACACACUGUGUCCGUACAUGACAUCUACAAGGCCCUGUGGACACAUGUACACAACCACUCUCCUCUCUGAGCCAAGCAAGGACAUUACUGCUCUUUUGUGAUCCCUAUAAUUCAUCCUUCCAAUACCACUUUUAGGAGGUUCUCAAGAUGAAGUGCAUUGUAAAUGGGAUGACGGUGCAAGACACACACACACACACACACACACACACACACACACACACACACACACACACACACACACACACACACACACACACCUGCCUUUAGCACACCUCCAUUCUCCCCCACUCAUGUCAUGCACAAUGGACUGGAAUGUACCCAUUCACACCUGAUCCCCCUCCACUAACUGAUCCCCAUAAGAGAGACACACACAUACAACGUCCAUUGGGUUUGUGACAAGCUUGUCAUUUUUAAGAUUGUCCCAUUUGAAACCCUGUUCCCGGCCUGUCUGUCCUUUCUGUAUGCAGAUCCCAAUGGUCUUGUUUGGUUGUGAUGUUUUUUUAACAGUUUUAUUUUUAAAAACUGAGUGGCUUAAACUGUACAGACUUUUUAAAGAUACUCUCGAAAACCUUGAUUUGACACAGAUAUGACAUGCUUGUGUGUUACUCGGUGAUGGAAGAACUUCUAUUCCUUUCUGUUUUGGAAAAGUCUAUUCCUUUCUGUUUUGUAGACAAAUGGAGAUUACGCAAAGUUGCCUCCAAUAAAAAUCAAAAAAAAAAAA
Messenger RNA from Engraulis encrasicolus (European anchovy), 3113 nucleotides. RefSeq names its product cleavage stimulation factor, 3' pre-RNA, subunit 3 (gene cstf3). Gene Ontology annotation, molecular function: protein binding; mRNA binding. Gene Ontology annotation, biological process: mRNA 3'-end processing. The record is from RefSeq and is a predicted model, not a curated record. The transcript has 21 exons. Gene Ontology annotation, cellular component: nucleus. Lineage: Eukaryota; Metazoa; Chordata; Actinopteri; Clupeiformes; Engraulidae. The coding region runs from base 155 to 2305 and encodes 716 amino acids.